Molecule: messenger RNA, 2013 nt
Organism: Batrachochytrium dendrobatidis JAM81
Lineage: Eukaryota; Fungi; Chytridiomycota; Chytridiomycetes; Rhizophydiales
Exons: 2
Coding region: 1-2013 (670 amino acids)
Biological process (GO): transmembrane transport
Molecular function (GO): transmembrane transporter activity
Source: RefSeq, a predicted model, not a curated record
AUGCCUGGCAAUCAGAGCAAGCCCUCAGGCGACAAAGCUUCAAUCCAUCAAAAUGUGGCAUUUUACAAGUUGAGAUUAGAUAUGGCCACGUAUCGACCACCACCAGUCUCGAUACUCGAGAGAGUUGAAUCUACUCCUGCCAGUGCCAUAAAUACUGCUGCUACAGAAACAUCCAUUGCUACCAACGAUGCUACUUUAUCUCACUUGCCUCUGCUUCAACCUCGUACACUUCCAUUUCUUCAGCCACCGCUCCAAUCGCCCAAAUCCAAUGCCUUUCAAGCCAGACAGACAGCACUCUUGCUAUUAGCUAUUAUCCCAGAAGCACUAUUUGAUGCUCUCUUGAUCCCAUUGUACCCCUUUGUAGUCAAACAUCUUUUACCCGAUGAAUCGAAUAUUGGUCAAUACGUCGGACUAAUGGCUUCAUCAUUUUAUCUGCCUCUGUUUGUCAUGAACUUAGUUUGGGGUGGCAUAUCGGAUCGAUAUGGUCGUAAACCAGUUCUCAUCAUUGGACUUGUCGCUUGUCUUGUCACUACGUUGGGUAUAGGUCUCAGUCAGUCGUUUUGGCUGACCAUCACAUUUCGGUUCAUUGCAGGCGUAUUUGGAGCAAACUCCACCGUUGCCAAAGGAAUGUUGGGAGAUAUCUCUAGUGAUGAUGCAAGCAGAUCUACUGCCUAUGCUCUCUACGGAAGUAUUUACGGUAUCAGUGGAAUUGUAGGACCCAUUAUUGGUGGGAUUCUUGCUGAUCCUGCAACUGUGUACCCAGAUCUGUUUGGAAACAAUCACUUUCUAAAAGAGUUUCCCUUUAUUCUGCCUAGCUUGCUUGGUGCCGGUUUAACAUGUGUGAGUCUUUUGACGACCAUAGUAAUGCUGAAUGAACAAUAUGGUUCAAAACUCUCAUAUUCUACCGUGGAGACUACUGACGAUGCGACAGACUUGUACAAUAACAGAGUAAGCAUAGAUAGCAUUACAAACGAUUUGAGGUUGGACCAGCAAAAUGAUCACGCAGGCGCUGAUGUAAUCUUGCUAAAUGACUCUCUUGGUGUUACAAUCUCCGCUGGUGGGACAAUGCGUUUAGCUAGGAGAAAAAUGUCCAUGAUUGGAAUGCAUUCCGAGGCAUCUUUGAAGGGAUUGACACAUCAUCUUGAUGAUGAUUCCUAUAUGAGUGAUGGCCAUGCAUCGUCCAUCUCUGCAGCCUAUUUACCCGUCGACACAAGUGAGAUGUCUCAUCAUAGCAACGUACAUCAGCGAUCUGGAUCAACACGUCGACAUGACGACGAGACGAGUGACGAAAAUACGGACAAUACACAUUUCAUUUAUCCACCAUGUCAGCCUAUAUCUCAUCCAGAGCCCUUUGUUCUUCUCAGCAGAAAAACUCUAAGUCCUAUCAUACUGUAUUGUGCUAUUGCGCUGACAAAUAGUAUGUAUGUGACUAGUCUUCCUCUAUUUCUUUCUGCGCCGCGAUCAACUGCCAUUAUACAAUCUACACCCCAUCACAUCAAUGGAACCGGUGCAGGUCUCAACUCUCGCGAUACCUCGUUUUACCUCACUGCCAUUUACGCUGCAAAGCUAUCGACUCAACUCAUACUGUUUCAUCACAUUAAAAGAAUUUUUACAACAUGGGGAAAGUCUCGCGGAUCUUUUCUUGCUGCAAUGAUGCUCCUCAUUCCUGCACAGCUUUUGGUUCCAUUGGUAACAGUAUUUGUUCAGGGUCUAAAGGAGACUGAUCCAAUUCCGGCAUCGUUUUCUUUGGCGCUGAUUGGGAUUAUGGCCAUGUUUGGGUUGGCAGAAGCAACUGCAUACAUUAGUGUAAUUGUCAUGAUCACGGAAAGUGCAGCAGGAAGCGGAGCUUUGGGACUUGCUCAUGGUUUUGCUAGUACUAUGGCUGCAUGUAUGCGAACCGUUGGACCGUCCAUUAUUGGAUGGAUGUGGGAAGUUGGAGGUACUCCAUGGGUCGUGUUUAUUGGUAGUGCAUGUGUUGCUUUAUUCGGUGUUGUUGCUGCUUGGUUUGCAUAA